Molecule: messenger RNA, 510 nt
Organism: Pochonia chlamydosporia 170
Lineage: Eukaryota; Fungi; Ascomycota; Sordariomycetes; Hypocreales; Clavicipitaceae
Product: ARP2/3 complex
Exons: 5
Coding region: 1-510 (169 amino acids)
Biological process (GO): actin filament polymerization; Arp2/3 complex-mediated actin nucleation
Cellular component (GO): Arp2/3 protein complex; actin cytoskeleton
Molecular function (GO): actin filament binding
Source: RefSeq, a predicted model, not a curated record
AUGUCUCAAUCUCUGCGGCCGUACCUUCAGUGCGUGCGUAGCAGCUUGACUGCUGCGCUUACGUUGUCCAACUUUGCUUCGCAAACAGCUGAGCGACAUAACGUCCCCGAGAUCGAGGCCCAGACGUCACCCGAAGUUCUCUUAACCCCAUUGACGAUUGCGCGAAACGAAAAUGAGCGAGUCCUCAUCGAGCCCAGUAUCAACUCCAUCCGUAUCAGCAUCAAGAUCAAGCAGGCCGACGAGAUUGAACACAUCUUGGUCCACAAGUUCACCAGAUUCCUGACGCAACGAGCCGAAUCCUUCUUUAUUCUGCGAAGAAAGCCAAUCAAGGGCUAUGACAUUUCCUUCUUAAUAACAAACUUUCACACCGACGAGAUGUUGAAGCACAAGCUGGUCGAUUUCAUAAUACAGUUUAUGGAAGAUGUGGACAAGGAAAUUUCCGAGAUGAAGCUUUUCUUGAAUGCAAGGGCAAGAUUUGUUGCGGAGUCUUUCUUGACGCCGUUUGAUUAA